AUGACAACAGCUGCUGUCGACGAGAAGAAUACCAUCCCGCCAAAGGUUAUGGAGGCUUCAAUGGAUAGCACAUCAUCCGAUCAUGAUUUGGAGAAGCAAAAAAAGGCAUCCACCAAAUUUGUAUAUACACCUGAAGAACGCAGGGUGCUGAGGAAGAUUAACUUUGCCACGGUGCCAUUUGUUUGUGUGGUGCUUUACAUCCAGUUUAUCGACAAAUCGACCCUGAACUUUUCUGCAGUACUUGGUUUAUACGAAGACACGGGCAUCGAUGGUAGCCAAUUCAGCUGGCUUGGUUCAAUCUUCUAUGUGGGCUACUUGGCUUUUCAGCUUCCCAAUCAAUACCUUAUUCAGCGUUUGCCCACAUCAAAGUACUUGGGCGUCGUCCUGGUAUUAUGGGGUGUAAGCUUGGCGUGUACGGCAAUUGCAAAAGACUUUUCCCAGCUGGCUGGGCUUCGGUUCUUGCUUGGCUUUUUCGAGGCAUCAACGUAUCCUGCCAUCUUUUUAUUAAUCAGCACUUUUUAUCGCCGAACGGAGCAAGUGACCUGGUUUGGUACAAUGUUCAUCGCCAAUUCUGUUGCAACAACUACAGGUGGUGCUAUCGGAUAUGGCAUUGGUCGCAUGGAUGGGCUUCACAACAUGAGCGCAUGGCAAUGGUGCAUGUUGAUAUGGGGAUGCAUUACGGCAUUUUCUGGCAUUGUCUACUUUUUCUUCCUUCCUGAUAAGCCAAAGUCAAGGUGGUUCCGCCUCACACCUGAAGAGGAAAAGAUUAUCGAUGACAGGACACGUGACAACACCGUAGUACGAAGCAAGAUCAUUAAACGAGAGCACAUCCUGGAAGCUCUUAAGGAACCUCGCUUUUAUUGCUGCAUGCUCAUUUCGUUCUUUCUCAACCUUCAAAAUGGAUGCAUCACCAUCUUCAGUACUCAAAUCAUCAAAAACAUGGGAUUCACGAACUUGGAAUCCAUCCUCCUUAAUAUACCCAAAGGCUUUUCCACCAUCCUACUGCUUAUUUUUGCAAUGACCAUGAGCAAACGCUUUGAUGUGAUUUGUUACAUUGGUGCACUUAUGAGCCUCAUUGCUUUUAUUGGUGCCUUGCUCCUUGGUGUGCUACCUGUUGGAGGUGUCAUGCUUUUAGGCAUUUUCUUGGCUUCAACAAGUCCACCUUAUACCAUGCUGCAAACUCUCAUCUCGAAUAAUACUAGCGGGUAUACAAAGAAAAUCUUUUACACAUCUGGGAACAUCGUCAUGUAUUGUCUUGGAAAUUUCGUUGGACCGCUCAUGAUGGUGGAUAGUCAGGCUCCCCGGUACAUUGGAGGCAUGAUUGGUUAUAUGGUGGCGGAUGUGUUAGCUGCUGCUCUGUUUUUGUAUUGCCGAUGGUCCUUCAAGCGAGAGAACAAGCGACGCGAGCGCAUGAAAGAAGAAAGCAAGGUACCACCACCACCCGAAAACAGAGAAGAGAUUGAUUGGACCGAUAAGGAAGACCCUCAUUUCGUGUAUCGUAUAUAA
This is a messenger RNA of Lichtheimia ornata, 1506 nucleotides long. RefSeq lists its product as uncharacterized. Gene Ontology annotation, cellular component: membrane. Bases 1 to 1506 code for a protein of 501 amino acids. The transcript is spliced from 6 exons. Gene Ontology annotation, biological process: transmembrane transport. The record is from RefSeq and is a predicted model, not a curated record. NCBI's taxonomy places the organism in Eukaryota, Fungi, Mucoromycota, Mucoromycetes, Mucorales, Lichtheimiaceae. Gene Ontology annotation, molecular function: transmembrane transporter activity.